UUCUUCGGGUCUCGACAGUUUCCCGGUGGCUUUCCUAUAGAGCGGUAUGUUGGUUAAAAUUCUAGUAGCUGCAGGACUACUUAGUCUGGUUUGGUGUGAGGAACAAGUCAGAUAUGAUAACUAUAGAGUUUACAAUGUGAGGAUUGAUGAUCUGGAGCAGUAUAAGCUGCUCAAUGCUCAGGAGAAAGCCUUGAAGCUCAGCAGUUGGCGCGAGGCUCGUCAUUUGGGUGAAACCUCGGACAUAAUGCUACCACCAGAAUAUCAGGUCACCUUUGAAAACCUCUUAACAACUCACAACUUCACCUAUAACUUAAAAAUCGAGAAUGUCCAAACCCACAUCGAUGCCCAAAGACCCAAACAGCGAAUUUCCUCCAUGGAGUGGACUCAGUAUCACACUCUUGAGGAAAUCUACGCCUGGCUAGAUUUAAUUGAAGAUCGUUAUCCGGAUAUAGUGACUCCAUUUACCAUUGGAAAUUCCUAUGAGGGAAGGCCUAUUCGGGGUAUUAAAAUCUCCUAUAAAGAGGGAAAUCCCGCGGUUUUCAUAGAGUCCAACAUUCAUGCCCGCGAGUGGAUUACCUCAUCGACGAUCACGUACUUCAUCGAUGAGUUACUGGUUCCCCGGAAUCCUGCAGUUAGGGAUAUAGCCCAGAAUGUGGAUUGGUACAUUAUCCCCGUUCUGAAUGUGGAUGGUUUCACUUAUUCUCACGAACAUGAACGCCUUUGGCGAAAGUCGCGUUUGCCAUCGGAUCCCACGGGGGAGUGCAUUGGAACCGAUCUUAAUCGCAAUUUUGAUUAUCUGUGGAUGCUGGCUGGUGCCGAAUCGGAUCCUUGUUCGGAGAUUUAUGCUGGACCUUCGGCAGAAUCUGAUCCCGAGAUUUACCAGCUGACUGCCUACAUAAACAACUCCAUUCCAGAUGGCAGCAUCAAGAUCUACAUAUCUCUGCAUUCCUAUGGGCAGUACGUACUCUCCCCUUGGGGACACACCGCUCUUGAGUUCCCCGAACACUAUCCCCAAAUGAUGCACGUGGCCAAGGGAUUUUCCGAUGCUCUGUACAGAAGAUAUGGCACCGUAUUUACAUAUGGAUCCAGUGCCACAACAUUAUAUGAAGUAUCUGGUUCCGGGAAGGAAUGGGCCUACGCGGUGAAAAAUAUUAAAAUACCCUAUACCAUUGAGCUGCGUGAUAAGGGAAAGCUGGGUUUUUUGAUUCCACCGGAGGAUAUUAUUCCAGUGGCCCGCGAGGUAACCGAAGGAUUUGUUGGUAUGAUAGCCGCAGCCCGAGAAAUUGAUAUCUUAUAGUUCUUCAAGAUCUUAAACAUUUACUAAUGCCAAAUAAAAUCAUUUAUAUUUUUACUUGCGGAAAAUGUUUAACCGUAUCAUUAGUAUCUUAAGUAGGAAUACAUUAAACAAAACCUUUAAUUUCGUUUCACAAUCCAAGAGGAACUUUAAGAAUCCUUUAUAAAAAUAUAGUAUGUAUUAAGGUUAUUUCAAUUUUGAAAAAAGAUGCGUAUAUCCUUUUUUCA
This is a messenger RNA of Drosophila ficusphila, 1521 nucleotides long. Its product is annotated as zinc carboxypeptidase. Gene Ontology annotation, biological process: proteolysis. The record is from RefSeq and is a predicted model, not a curated record. The transcript is spliced from 5 exons. Lineage: Eukaryota; Metazoa; Arthropoda; Insecta; Diptera; Drosophilidae. The coding region runs from base 47 to 1297 and encodes 416 amino acids. Gene Ontology annotation, molecular function: zinc ion binding; metallocarboxypeptidase activity.